Molecule: messenger RNA, 1560 nt
Organism: Lotus japonicus
Lineage: Eukaryota; Viridiplantae; Streptophyta; Magnoliopsida; Fabales; Fabaceae
Exons: 1
Coding region: 1-1560 (519 amino acids)
Source: RefSeq, a predicted model, not a curated record
AUGAGCUCGGAGGAAUCAGCUCCGGUCAUUGAUGGGUUGAAGGAGGAGAUUUUCAGGGUUGUCAGGGACAAGGUUAACCUUGAACUCGAGGUGAAGCAACUCACUGAAUCUUUGAAGGUUUCGCGCAAUGAAGAGGCGCGUAUGCGUGCUAAGAUUCUGAAGCUUGAAGAGAGUGUUGGCAUGGCCGCCGAGAAGGAAGAGGGGAUGGCGAGAAAGUACAGCGCCUUGGUGAGUGAGAAGAAUGAGAUGGAGAGAAUGCUAACAGAGAAAAGAGAUAGUCAUGAGUAUGAAAUUGCUGAGUUGCUAGGAGAAGUGGGUAGAGUGAGGGAUGUUAUGGAUGAGUUCAAAGGGUCACACAAAGAGCUUCAAGAGAAAAAUGAGCAGUUACUUUCUCAAGUUGAUGAAGUGAUGCUUGAGAAGGAUAACAUGACAAAGGGAUUUGAAAUGGAGAAGGAUAAAGUUGAGAAUUUGGAGUUGGAAGUUGCAGGGAUGAAGGGAAAACUUGAACAAGCUGAAGCUAAGUUGGGGAAGAUGAGAAAUGAGAGAGGGAUGCUGAAUAAAAGAAACAAGGAGCUGGAAAACAAUGUGGAUGUUUUGAAGAAGGAAAAGGAAGCACUACAGAAUACCCUUCUACAGGCGCAACGAGAGAGUGGUGAUUUGAACAAAGAUGUGGGAAAUAAAAGAAGCAGUCCAACUGAAGAAGAAACAUCAUUAUCUUUAAGGAAGAAAGGAAAAUUUGAGCUAUCUCAUGUUAAAGUAGAGAGUGUAUUGGAGUCAGAUCAUGUCCUUAGAAUGUCAAAAGAAGACAAUUGCUGUCCAUUGAAUUCAAAUUCCCCUUCUGGUCUUGAGAUCAGUGAAUAUCCUGAUACAGAUUUCAAAGAUUUUGAUAAGGACAGGGGGGAGGAUUGUUUUGAUGCUAAUCAAAUCUGGGCACUUUAUGAUAAUCUUGAUAUGCCAAGAAUUUAUGCUAUUGUCAGGAAAGUUGCCACCCCUUUUAAGUUGAUGAUUUCUUGGUUGGAACCUGACCCAGAUGACGAAGGGGAGCUAGAUUGGUAUUAUGCUGAUUUGCCUAUUGCUUGUGGUAAGUUCAUACUCGGUGAUUCUGAGAAUGUUACAGAUCGUGAGAUUUUCUCUCAUCAGAUACCAUGCAUGAACAGAACUGGCAGAGGUUCUUAUAUGGUAUAUCCCAAGAAGGGAGAAACAUGGGCGAUUUUCAGAGAUUGGGAUAUCAAAUGGAGUUCUAAUCCAGAAAAUCAUUUUUUGAAUGACUUUGAAUAUGUGGAAAUCCUAUCAGAUUUUACUGAGAAUGUUGGCAUUGAAGUUGCUCGCCUAGUCAAAGUUGAAGGGUUUGUUAGCCUCUUUCAGAAAGCUAAGAAGAAGGGAGUUAACAUGUUUUUUGUUGUGCCUAAUGAGCUGUAUAGGUUCUCACACCGGAUUCCUUCAUAUAAGAUGACAGGUAUAGAAAGGAAAGGUGUUCCAAGAGGAUGUUUUGAACUUGAUACUGCUGCACUGCCUGCUAACUUCUUUAAAGUUGGUGAAUCUGGUGUUGUGAAGAUGUGA